GGGGGUUCUCGUGCUGGGGGCUUUCUCUUUGGAAGGUGGCCUGAAAAUUGAAUUGGAGUGCCCUUGUUUCUCCUGUUGUCCAGGGGAACAUAGAUGGCUGGACACAGAAUCUAGAGACUUCAAAUAAUGUGGAGAUGUUUCGACCUUCAGGUUCCACUGGGCUCAUUCCCCCAUCCCACUUUCAAGCGCGGCCCCUUCCUACCAAACCAAGAAUGGCUCCCACCUGGGUCUCAGACAUUCCCCUGGCCCAUCAAGAUGUCUCAGAGAGGCGGCCAGACAACCAGAAACCUCAAGUGAUCAUGUGGGAACGGGAUGUUUCUGGCGAUGGGCAGGAACCAGGGCAGAGAGGCAGGUCCGUGGAGCGGCAGGGGUCACAGGCCCUGAGCCAGCAGGCUGAGCUGAUCUCUUGGCAGCUGCAAGAGCUGCGGCGGCUGGAAGAGGAGGCCCGGGUCCUGCGGGAGACCUCGCUGCAGCAGCAGAUGAGGCUGGAGGCCCAGGCCCUGGAGCUGGAGGCUCUGGCACGGGCGGAGAGGGCCGGCCGAGCUGAGGCGGAGGGCCUGCGUGCCGCCUUGGCUGGGGCCGAUGUUGUCCGGAAGAACCUGGAAGAGGGGAGCCAGCGGGAGCUGGAGGAGAUUCAGAGGCUGCACCAGGAGCAGCUCUCCUCCUUGACACAGGCUCACCAGGAGACUCUUUCCAGUCUGACCAGCAAAGCUGAGGGCUUGGAGAAGUCUCUGAGUAGUCUGGAGACCCGGAGGGCAGAGGAAGCUAAGGAGCUGGCUGAGGCCCAGAAGGAGGCCGAGCUGCUGCGGAAGCAGCUCAACAAAACCCAAGAAGACUUGGAGGUUCAGGUGACCUUGGUUGAGAAUCUAAGGAGAUAUGUGGGGGAACAAUUACCUCCUGAGGUCCACAGCCAGACGUGGGAGUCGGAGCGACAGGAGCUUCUAGAAACCGUGCAGCACUUGCAGGAGGACCGGGCCGGCCUGCGCAAGACAGCGGGACUGCUGGAGGUGCGCGUGCAGAGCCUGACACACAUCCUGUCCCUGCAGGAGCAGGAGCUGGCCAGGAAGGUUCAGCCUUCAGAUUCCCUGGAGCCUGAGUUCACCAGGAAGUGCCAGUCCCUGCUGCAGUGCUGGCGGGAGAAGGUGUUUGCCCUGAUGGUGCAGCUGAAGGCCCAGGAGCUGGAGCACAGAGUGUGUGUGGAGCAGCUGAAGGGACAGGUGGCAGAGCUCCAGGAAAGAGCCGUAGCCCAGAGCCAGGAGCAGGCCAUCCUGCAGCGCUCCCUGGAGGACAAAGCCGCAGAGGUGGAGGUGGAGCGUGUUGGCGCCAAGGCCCUGCACAUGGAGCUGAGCCGUGCCCAGGAGGCCUGGCGCCGGCGGCAGCAGCAGACAGCCACGGCUGAGGAGCAGCAGAAGCUCGUGGCCAGUGCCGUCAGCAGCUUCCAGACCUGGCUCCAGAGCACCAUGGCCGAGGUGGAGCGGGCCGCAGCCCGGCUGCCCAGCCUCAGCAGCAGAGUCAGCUAUGCCGUCCGCAAGGUCCACACCGUUCAGGGCCUGAUGGCUCGAAAACUGACCCUUGCUCAGCUGCGCCAGGAAAGCUGCCCCCCACCCCCACCAACCGUGGACGUGAGCCUUGAGUUGGAGCAGCUGCGGGAAGAACGGAAUCGCCUGGAUGCAGAACUGCAGCUGAGUGCCCAUAUCAUCCAGCACGAGGUGGGCCGCGCCCGGGCGCAAGGGGAGGCAGAGCGGCAGCAGCUGAGUGAGGUUGCCCAGCAGCUGGAGCGGGAGCUGCAGCGAACCCAGGAGUCCCUGGCCAGUGUGGGGCUGCAGCUGGAGGCCGCUCGCCAAGGCCAGCAGGAGAGCACAGAGGAGGCCACCAGUCUGCGCCAGGAGCUGACCCAGCAGCAGGAGUUCUAUGGGCAAGCUCUGCAAGAGAAGGUGGCUGAAGUGGAAACCCGGCUGCGGGAACAGCUCUCGGAAACAGAAAGGAGACUGAAUGAGGCUCGGAGGGAGCAUGCGAAGGCCGUGGUCUCCCUGCGCCAGAUCCAGCGCAAAGCCACCCGGGAAAAGGAGCGGAACCAGGAGCUCAGGCGCCUGCAGGAUGAGGCCCGGAAGGAGGAGGGGCUGCGGCUGACCCAGCGCCUGCAGGAGCUGGAGAGGGACGCGGACCUCAUGCUGGCCACCUUGCAGCAGGAGGGUCUCCUCUCCCGUUACAAGCAGCAGCGACUAUUGGCAGUUCUUCCUUCCCUGCUGGAUAAGGCGAAGUCUGUGGAGUUCAGCCCUAGGCCUUCAGGUUCUUCAGCACCCGGAUCUCCAGCAGCGGCACCCUCUACCAGGGAGCCCCUGAAAGGAUCCCUCUUUGUCCUGCUUGAUGACCUGCAGGGCCUGAGUGAGGCCAUUGCCAAAGAGGAAGAUACAGCUCAAGGAGACAACCAGAAUGCCCCUGCACCCAUCUGCCGUUGAGCAACCUGGAGCUCGGGGGCCCGGGGGGCCAGGAGAAUGGUGGAGAAGUGGGGUUUGGGGGCAUCAGCUCAGUCCCUUGCCCCAUCCAGAUGCCCUCGGGGACACCAUCCACCUAGAUGUCUGAAUUCUGGGGCUUUAAUAAAGAUGACUACAGUA
Messenger RNA from Rhinolophus ferrumequinum (greater horseshoe bat), 2615 nucleotides. RefSeq names its product coiled-coil alpha-helical rod protein 1 (gene CCHCR1). Bases 135 to 2459 code for a protein of 774 amino acids. Gene Ontology annotation, biological process: protein export from nucleus; cell differentiation. Gene Ontology annotation, cellular component: centriole. The record is from RefSeq and is a predicted model, not a curated record. NCBI's taxonomy places the organism in Eukaryota, Metazoa, Chordata, Mammalia, Chiroptera, Rhinolophidae. The transcript is spliced from 18 exons.